This is a messenger RNA of Bicyclus anynana (squinting bush brown), 1099 nucleotides long. RefSeq names its product protein singles bar (gene sing). NCBI's taxonomy places the organism in Eukaryota, Metazoa, Arthropoda, Insecta, Lepidoptera, Nymphalidae. Gene Ontology annotation, cellular component: membrane. The record is from RefSeq and is a predicted model, not a curated record. The coding region runs from base 400 to 942 and encodes 180 amino acids. The transcript has 4 exons.
CAUUUAAAUCAGGAGAACAUCUCGGAAUUGUUCGGUCGUGUUUCAAAUCCCUUUGUUUCACAAAAAAUACGACGAAAAAAUUACUGUUCGUUAAUUUUUGUAUUAAAAAAUAUAUAUACUAAACUCUAUCGGAUCUUCAUGUUUAAAAAAUAGAAAGUUUAUGCGUUAUUAGUUUGUUGAGGAAUUGGGUUAAGGGGUAGGUUCAGUGAACUUUUUACGGGAUGCGCAAACGCAGACACCUAAAUAUAUUGCGGUGACUAAUAAUGCGUGAAUGGUAAAAUGGUUCAACUCUUCUGAAUUUCCUGUCUGUGCGAAUAUUUUCAUUGUGAACCGGGACGCGGCUACACACGCGAACGACAUAUCGAGAAGGUUUCGGGAGGAGGUUUUUGUUUGUAAACAAUGACUCGUGGUCCUACCAUAGUGCGGGUGGCUCCAGGAGGCGGUGGCAAAGGUAUCAAGUGUUGCUGCUGCAGAUGCUGCGAGUGCAUCAACUUCGGCUAUUUGACCACACAACAUGGUGUCAUCAAACUGGCCCAAGCUAUGCUAGGUGGUCUAUGUCAGAGCUUGCUGGUAAAGUAUGGAAUGUCAGAAGCUAGCAGCAUGGGCUCCGCGUUCCACGGGUUCCUCACGACUGCCUCCGCCUGCCUCCUCACCACCGCACUCCUCAUCGCUUGCUACGUGCUGUCUUCUAACUCACAACACUUGAUAAGACAGUCGAUUUUUGAGACAAUGUUCAACGCUGUAGCCUGUUUUAUGUAUUUAUCGGCGUCGUCUUACAUGGGCGUGGCUGUGAACAUCUAUUUGUACCCGCGGUACGCCCUCGUCAACAUGUAUGCGGCUUACCCUGCGAUGACAGCUGUUUAUUACAUUGGGGUUGUGGUCGGCAUACUUCACGGAGUGGACGCCUAUCUAUCAUACAGAUAUCAUAAAGGACUUCGAUGAGAGAUUAUAUUCUAAAAUAUUUUAUACAUUUUUUGCGGAGGAAUGUAUAAAAAUAUAUUUUUUUUAUUUUAGCACUUAAAAUCUAAAUAAAAAUAAUAUUUAUGAUUUAUGUAAAUUACCUCAGUAUUACCAAAAUUAAUAAUAAGUUAUUCAUACA